Molecule: messenger RNA, 804 nt
Organism: Cryptomeria japonica (Japanese cedar)
Lineage: Eukaryota; Viridiplantae; Streptophyta; Pinopsida; Cupressales; Cupressaceae
Product: ATP-dependent RNA helicase dbp4-like
Exons: 5
Coding region: 1-804 (267 amino acids)
Source: RefSeq, a predicted model, not a curated record
AUGCCACAUGGAUUCAAGGUGGCUGACAUGCAUGCAACAGUAGAUGGAAUGUACAUCGAUGAAGUUGUUACAAAGUUGGUCGACAUUAAUUGUAGACCUUGUAAAUCAUGGGAGGUGUUGCAGAGACGUUACAGAGGUUUGCGGCUCGAGGAAGGUCAAACUGAGGUAAAGUCUUGGAAGCAAGUGAGGAAAGAUGGAGAUGAAGAAAGUGAUGAUGAUGGUGAUGAUGAUGAGCAAGUAAAGUCUUGGAAGCAAGUGAGGAAAGAUGGAGAUGAAGAAAGUGAUGAUGAUGGUGAUGAUGAUAGUGAUGAUGAUGAGCAAGGAGGUGCUGCAGUAAGGUCAACUGGUGUGGGAGCACUGCAGACUACUGUGGAAGGCAAAACUGUAUUGGGCAGUGCUGGCCCAAUACAUAACAUCUCAGGGAGGUGCUGCAAGGAGAUCAUCAAUGCUAAUCGCAAUAACUUUCUUAGCUUGGAGAACAGAGCAGGGGCCACUGAAAAAAGAAUUGAUGGAGUUGAGAACACGCUCAAAAAAAUUGGUGAGCAAAGUCAUAAGAUUUUUAAGGCUGCCUCGACUAGUAUGGAGGCUCUUAUUAGUAAGCUUGAGAAUGACCAUGGGGAUAAGGCUUCGGCAGACAUUAUUAAAGUGAAGAAACAUACCACAAAAGAUAAGGAGAUAGGGCUUGGGGGAAGAAAGUGGGCGAGCACCAGAAAGAUGCAAAGCCAUAGCAAGGCAAUUGAGGAAAUCAAGUGGGCGACUGAUAAUAUGGAACAACUGGAGCUGGAAGCUGCUGAAAUGCUUUAG